AGCGACCCAAUUGACUGUUCUCAUCCUCGGAAGAUCCGAAGGAGUGGUCUUUUAUUUCCACUCGUGGAGAGGAGAGGGAUAAGGAGGACGGCCGAAGCGAACAUGUGUCAACGUCAACCGAACCGCGGCGCGACCACCACUGGCACCACUGGUAACGGCAACAAAUGAUGUAAACUCCGUGCGGGUUUGAUGAUUGACGGGCCCCUGACUGAGCACUCGAUAAAUGUACAUAUAUCUGCCGCCAUAUCUACCUGCAGUAGGUACCCAAGGUAGCAAAGGGACAACAGCAUCGAGUUGACCAUAUUGAUUGUUAAGUUAGCGGUGCUCAUUUCUGGAAGAAAGACCAGCGAACAUCGACGCUGCUGUCCUUGGAUAUUCGGUGUGCUUGGACUUUGUCACUCAUAUACAGUACAGCCUCAAAUCCCAAAUCUCAGACUCAGCCAUCAAGUAUCUCGUACAAAGUACCGUCCAAACCGUCCCAAAAAUGCCCCGCGUCUUCCUCAUCACCGGCACAUCGACCGGAUUCGGAUACUACUACGCCCAAGAGGUCCUCGACCGAGGGGACAUUGUCGUCGCAACGGCGCGAGACCCAUCGAAACUGACCUUUGCCAACGCCACCGAAACCAACUUUUUAGCCGUCCGACUCGACGUGACCGACAAAUCGAGCAUCGACUCUGCCUUCGAGUCCGCAUUGACCAAAUUCGGCCGCAUCGACGUCGUGGUCAACAACGCCGGAUAUGGCCUCGCGGGCUGUUUCGAAGAAUACACCGACUCUCAAAUCCGACAACAGAUGGAAAUCAAUUUCUUCGGCUUGCUCGACGUGACGCGCAAAGCGAUGCAAGUCAUGCGCGAUCGCCAGACUCCCUCGGGUGGGUUGAUCCAACAGGUCACCAGUAUUGGCGGGCAAAGGGGUGUGCCGUUGUUCAGUGUCUAUUGUGCGAGUAAAUGGGCUGUGGAGGGGUUUACGGAGGCUCUGAGUCAUGAGGUGAAGCCGGAAUGGGGGAUCAAGUUUACGUUGAUUGAGCCUGGUGGGUUUAGAACCGACUGGGCUGGUCGAAGCAUGGUCUUUGCGGAUCGGCAUCCGGCGUAUGAUCAUAUCGACGCCCGUGAACGGAUGGGCAAACGACACGGCACACAAGCCGGGGACCCAGUCAAAGGCGCGCGCGCCAUGUAUGAGCUGGCCGUGAUGGAGAACCCGCCGCUGCGCGUGGUCAUUGGCACCGACGCCUACGCUGCUAUCAUGAAUAAAUUGGAGCAGUAUGAGCAGAAUUAUAAGCAGUUCGAGGCGUUGAGUAAUAGCACUGAUGUCGAUUCGGAUCAACAAUGAUGGGGUGAAAAGAAACGAGAAUUAAAUGUGUGCAGACACAUAUUGCGUGACAAGAAACGAUGAACAGAACUAAGUGAAGAAAAGAACGAGUACAAGAACGAGAAUGAGAAUCGAGAAUAAGAGACUGUACUUCAUCAUAUCGUUAUACACAUAUUUUGUUACGCGAUGCAAACAAUAUGAGCUAACUUGUUCAAUAUUCCA
Exophiala dermatitidis NIH/UT8656 is the source of this 1528-nucleotide messenger RNA. RefSeq lists its product as uncharacterized. Gene Ontology annotation, molecular function: oxidoreductase activity. Lineage: Eukaryota; Fungi; Ascomycota; Eurotiomycetes; Chaetothyriales; Herpotrichiellaceae. The coding region runs from base 485 to 1327 and encodes 280 amino acids. The transcript has 3 exons. The record is from RefSeq and is a predicted model, not a curated record.